Molecule: messenger RNA, 1348 nt
Organism: Ixodes scapularis (black-legged tick)
Lineage: Eukaryota; Metazoa; Arthropoda; Arachnida; Ixodida; Ixodidae
Gene: fbp
Product: fructose-1,6-bisphosphatase 1
Exons: 6
Coding region: 295-1299 (334 amino acids)
Biological process (GO): fructose 6-phosphate metabolic process; gluconeogenesis; fructose 1,6-bisphosphate metabolic process
Cellular component (GO): cytosol; cytoplasm
Molecular function (GO): fructose 1,6-bisphosphate 1-phosphatase activity
Source: RefSeq, a predicted model, not a curated record
ACGGAAGUAACUUUCGAAUUAACUCUGGUAGGGCGGCGAUGGGAGGCUGGUAGCGGUGGAAAGGGGGCGUCGGUCCGUCCGUCGUUGACAAUUCCACAAUUCCGUCUACGUCGGCGGACGCGCAUAUUAUGCGGGGCUCUCUUUCCACCGUGUGACGGCCUUGGCUUAUCAGCCACUCUUUCCCAGCUACGCGAGAGGCCCGAUACGCCAGCCCCCGGUCGUCGUCUUAUCGGAUCGUCCCGCCAAACCGCGUCGAGACUCCGUAGUCGCAGGGUGAUCGAACGAAGCUUCAACAUGUCCAUCGACACGAAUGCUAUGACACUGACCCGCUUCGUGCUCGCGGAGCAGCGGAAGGUCCCCGGUGCCACGGGCGACCUGACCCAACUGCUCACGAGUAUUCAAAGCGCCAUCAAGGCCGUCGCCGCGGCCGUGCGACGAGCUGGCAUUGCCCACCUGUACGGCCUGGCGGGCAACACGAACGUGCAGGGUGAGGAGCAGAAGACUCUGGACGUGCUAAGCAACGACCUGUUCAUCAACAUGCUCAAGUCGUCCUACACGACCUGUCUGCUGGUGUCUGAGGAGAACGACUCUGUUGUGGAGGUUGAGACCGAGAAGCAGGGUAAAUACGUUGUCUGUUUCGAUCCCCUUGACGGGUCCUCCAACAUCGACUGCCUCGGCUCCAUCGGCUCCAUCUUUGCCAUCUUCCGCAGGACAAGUUCAGGAGAACCAUCCGCGAAAGAUGCACUGCAGACUGGUCGCAACGUGGUGUGCGCUGGUUAUGCACUGUAUGGAAGUGCGACAAUGGUUGUCUUAAGCUUGGGCAGUGGAGUCAAUGGAUUCAUGCUUGAUCCGGCAAUCGGGGAAUUCAUUCUGACGGACCGCGACAUGAAGAUCAAGCCACGAGGCAAGAUUUACAGCAUCAACGAGGGCUAUGCUGGGUCUUGGGACCCCGCUGUCAAGGAGUAUGUCGAAAGCAAAAAGUUUCCUAAGACUGGCAAGCCAUAUGGGGCCCGCUACAUUGGCUCUAUGGUGGCAGACGUGCACAGGACUCUCAAGUACGGCGGCAUAUUCAUGUACCCGGCCAGCAAGGACGCCCCGUCCGGAAAGCUGCGUCUGCUUUACGAGUGCAUCCCGAUGGCUUACCUGGUGGAGCGUGCCGGGGGCAUGGCCACGACGGGCAAGCAGGCCAUCCUGGACGUGCAGCCGACUUCCCUGCACGGCCGGGCGCCCAUCUUCCUGGGAUCCAAGGAGGACGUGCAGGACGUACUGGACCUCUACAAGAAGCACAAGUUGGCUUAGGCGCAAUAAAGGCUGCACUUGGCUCGUGUCUUGGCCAGGUUCUGAGAAA